GCCCUGGGAAAGCCCCACCCUCUCUGGAACCUGCUAAAUCCGGGCCGCGGGCGCUGGGGCGCAGUCGCGAGCGCUUUCUCCGGGGAGUGGAGCCCGCGGACUGCAGAGCUUCAGGAUGGUUCGUGCUAAGAACUGGACCUUGAAGAAGCACUUUGAAGGCAGCCCUACAAGUAGUAACUUUGAGAUGAAGACAGUUGAGCUCCCACCCUUAAAAAAUGAAGAGAUCCUGCUGGAAGCUUUGUUCCUCAGCGUGGAUCCUUACAUGAGGUUGGCGGCCAAAAGAUUGAAGGAGGGUGAUACGAUGAUGGGGGGGCAAGUGGCCAGAGUUGUGGAAAGUAAAAACUCGGCCUUUCCAACAGGAACUGUUGUAGUGGCUCCCUCAGGCUGGACAACACACUCCAUUUCUGAUGGAAAACAACUGGAGAAGCUGCCUGCAGAGUGGCCGGACACAUUACCUCUGUCCUUGGCGGUGGGAACACUGGGCAUGACAGGCCUAACAGCCUACUUUGGCCUACUUGACAUCUGUGGUGUAAAAGGUGGAGAAACAGUUUUGGUUAAUGCAGCAGCGGGAGCCGUGGGCUCUGUUGUGGGGCAGAUAGCUAAGAUCAAGGGUUGCAAAGUUGUUGGAGCAGCAGGGUCUGAUGAUAAGGUUGCCCACCUUAAAAAACUUGGAUUUGACGUUGCAUUUAACUACAAGACAAUAAAGUCUUUGGAAGAAACUUUGAAAAAAGCUUCUCCUGAUGGUUAUGAUUGUUAUUUUGACAAUGUAGGUGGAGAAUUUUCGAACGUUGUUAUCCCUCAGAUGAAGAAAUUUGGAAGAAUUGCUAUAUGUGGGGCCAUCUCUACAUAUAAUAGUACUCGUCCGCUUCCUCCAGGCCCACCCCCAGAGGUUAUUAUCUAUCAGGAACUCCGCAUGGAAGGGUUCCUCGUAGGCCGCUGGCCAGAGGAUGUCCGCCAGAAGGCCCAGAAAGAAUUGCUGAAGUGGGUCUCAGAGGGUAAAAUCCAGUACCAUGAAUGCAUCACUGAAGGAUUUGAGAACAUGCCAGCUGCGUUUAUGGGAAUGCUGAAAGGAGAUAAUGUGGGGAAAACAAUAGUGAAAGCAUGAAAAAGAAAAAAAAGACAAUCUAGGAACCAUUUGGAUGAUUACUUAAUUUCUUUUUAAUCAUUCAGUAAAAAUGUAUACUGCCUUCAUUAUCUAAGAAAUAUUGUAAUGAGUUUGAGCUACCUAAUAAAAUACAUUUAAAUAAUAUGUAAUUAGCAAUAGAGAAUGAACAAUUCAUAGUAAACAACAGCCAGGCACCUCAUAUUAUAUAAUGCUCCAGUUCUUGCUUUCCCUGCCUCUGGGAUCUUGGAGGUGAUAAGUUCCAGAUGGCCUAACUACAAAUAUGGGAAAGCAAUAAAUGUUGGAAUGCUGCCAGGGAAAUCAACUUUCAUUGAAAUAAGCCACUUUGAUUCUGAG
Molecule: messenger RNA, 1459 nt
Organism: Miniopterus natalensis
Lineage: Eukaryota; Metazoa; Chordata; Mammalia; Chiroptera; Miniopteridae
Gene: PTGR1
Product: prostaglandin reductase 1
Biological process (GO): prostaglandin metabolic process
Cellular component (GO): cytoplasm
Molecular function (GO): 15-oxoprostaglandin 13-reductase [NAD(P)+] activity; 2-alkenal reductase [NAD(P)H] activity
Source: RefSeq, a predicted model, not a curated record